AUGGAGCAUCGUCCACUCCCCUGCCACUCUCCCGCCAUACGCCGUUACCUCAACGAACCAGCUUGUCUGUACGGUCGACUACGGGCGUCCAACGGUUCCGACAGAGAUCAAUUCUACGUCGACUCCCAUAAGUCUCAGAUACGCGCCGUCCAAGAAGAUGUCUCCCGUCGAGAACCAAGUCAAGCCAGUCAAGCCAGUCAAUUUCCCUUCCUCUGCGCAUUCCACUUCACCGGCUGUGAUCAGGAGUUCGCGAAUAAAAGAGACUGGAAGAACCAUGUGGUGUCCCAGCAUUUGAAGCUCGACCGCGUAUUUUGGGAGUGCACUGAAGGCGAUUGCGCACAUUCAAAGCAUCUUCUGGAUCAAUGCGAGUUUCCGCAGGUCAAUUACCCAUCCGACCAGAAUGGGUUUCAGUUAUCGCUGAAUGGCGCCGCUGGGUGCGAGCGUUUCGCGAAUAAACACGACUUUCGAAUGCAUCUUCUCGUUCACCAUCAAUCGGCCCAGUCGUACAAGAAUGAGAGCGAUAUAAUAUCCCUUCCCAAUACAGAUGUGCAAUGGCUCGUGGACCGUUCAGACUCGUCGAUACGCAUGGUAUGUGGGCUGCCUCAAGAUCUGGGCUGCCCCAUGCCCCAAUGUGCAUCAGUCCGAUUCACCGGUCCUGCAGCGUGGGAUCAGCGCCUCAACCAUGCUGCUGAACACUUUCUUGCCAACCCACAAUGUCUCGAUGUAUUUGGAGGCGAGAAUGAUGCAGAGCUUGUACAAUGGGCAUCCAGCGACAGGGUCGGCAUCUGUCAAAAGGUGCCAAACGCUUGUCUUCAAAAACACGAUUGCAAUAAGUCGGUGGCAGACAGUGGUUACAGCAGCAUGCCUGGUAUGCACCGACAACCAAACAUGUCACAGCACGGCGAUGCGUCCCCUGUGGUGCCCCGUAAGAUACCAGAGUGGACGAACGAUGCCAUGGUCCGUUACCGACCCCUGGAAGAAGAUAUGUACUCAGGUGCAACGACUCGCGGUAUUGGUGACUGGGUUCAAGAUCAUCAAUAUUCAACGCCUCUGAUGGACGAAGAGACAAUUUCCUCCGUGUAUCAAUCUUUUAAAGAAUUUUUCUCGCAAGACGAGUCCACAGGGAACCAUCAUACCCUGGACGCCUCCCAAGAUUUGGAUUCUGGUGAUGAGUCGGAUGGAACGCCCGAUGGCGGCUCAGAGAGUGUGGCCGUGGAGCAAUGGUUCCAUGGAUGGCUUAGACAAUGGCUAGCACCGUUGACCCAAGAGAGGCCAAACGGAAUUGGGGGUCGUCAAAGUACCACUUCUCAAAGCCAAAACUCGACUUCUACCUCCAGCUCCAGCUCAAGUACACAGAGGAAGAAAGGUGCAUCUCAACCUCGCCGUGUUCCGAAGCGUAAGCGCGCCAACGACGAUGAUGACGAGGGCAAUGAGGAGAGGCCCAAAUCCCAACGGACUGAUGGAGGUCCCGAGGUACGAAUGCUUUCCUGUCCGUACUUCAAGCGCAAUCCCCGCAAAUAUGGUCAACCCAAGUGGAAGAGCUGUGCAUAUCCUGGCUACGAUUCCAUGCAUCGAUUAAAAGAACAUAUUCAGCGUAGAUAUGCAUUACCUGAGUACCAGUGUCGGCGUUGUCACGUGGAUCUGGAGACGUCGGAAGCCCUGGAAACGCACUCACAGCAAUUGCAGGCGUGCACUCCCUGCAUCGGUGCGCAAGACGGACUAAGUCAAGAUCAAUUAAAAAGGAUGAAGAGUAAGAAAGGAACGGGGAAGAAUAAGAGCAAUGGAGACAGGUGGAAUGACCUCUACUCGAUCAUCUUUCCUUACGAUCAGCAGACGCCCGGUCCUUAUCUCGACGACACUGGCCAAGAUGAGAGUGCUAGGGAGUUCAAUCUCUGUCAUGAGUUCGGCCGUUUUUUAGAGAGGGAGUUGCCCCCGCUUGUGGGGAGACGUUUGAGCGCAGUCGGAUGUCCCUUACCUGAGACCAUAAAAGACGAUAUUGAGCAAUAUGUGAAAGGACUGGUUCCUCAGUUGCAAGGCUCGUUUUUGGAGGAGAUGGGUUUUUUGGCGAGUGGGCAAUUGGAUGUCGCAUCGACGACAAAUGACGGGGACAGCUUCGUGGAGUCUACGACGACAAGACGCACUUCUGAAGACUCAGCGACGACGGUUCAACAGGAUAGCGCCUCCGGAUAUCCGACCACAACGUUGCCAAAAGGAAGCACCUCUCGAGAGUCAAUGUCCAUGUUUCCGACAAGCCACGACUCUAAAGAAUUGGCGAGGAUGCCUCAAUUUGGAUACGACACCGCAGGCUCGACGAUGUUUCGGGAUGGGAGUUUCUCCGCGCAGGGCAUGAUGUUGCCAGCAUCUCAUAUGAUGCCGCCUUACUUUCCGCCGACAAAUCAGGAUUGGCAGACAGUUUAUUCGCUGCUUGGCUAUAACCCAUUUGGAGUUUAA
Fusarium verticillioides 7600 is the source of this 2451-nucleotide messenger RNA. RefSeq lists its product as hypothetical. The record is from RefSeq and is a predicted model, not a curated record. The coding region runs from base 1 to 2451 and encodes 816 amino acids. The transcript has 3 exons. NCBI's taxonomy places the organism in Eukaryota, Fungi, Ascomycota, Sordariomycetes, Hypocreales, Nectriaceae.